Molecule: messenger RNA, 3149 nt
Organism: Scylla paramamosain (green mud crab)
Lineage: Eukaryota; Metazoa; Arthropoda; Malacostraca; Decapoda; Portunidae
Gene: CycC
Product: cyclin-C-like
Exons: 6
Coding region: 121-924 (267 amino acids)
Biological process (GO): positive regulation of transcription by RNA polymerase II
Cellular component (GO): nucleus; mediator complex
Molecular function (GO): cyclin-dependent protein serine/threonine kinase regulator activity
Source: RefSeq, a predicted model, not a curated record
AUCCAAAGGCCUGGCUCAGGAGUGAUCCUGUGCCACCUGUACCAUCAAGAUCAAGAUGAAGAUGCUUUUCGGCCGACUCGGCAGCUAAGCGACGUCAACAGUUAACACGACGACCAAGAAAUGGCGGGGAACUUCUGGCAGAGCGCUCACUACCAGCAAUGGAUCCUGGACAGUCAAGACCUGAUCCAGGAGCGCCGGCCAGACCUGGAGGUGCUCACUGAGGAGGAAUACCAAAAGAUUAUGAUUUUCUUCACUAAUUUCAUCCAGCAGCUGGGUGAGACACUGAAGCUCCGGCAACAGGUGAUAGCCACAGCCACCACGUUCCUCAAGAGGUUCUAUGCCCGGAAUUCCCUGCGCUGCAUUGACCCACUGCUGCUUGCCCCCACCAGCGUCUUCCUCUCAUCCAAAGUGGAGGAGUUCGGCGUCAUCUCCAACAGCAGGCUCAUCUCCACCUGCCAGUCUGUGGUGAAAAACAAGUUCUCUUAUGCCUACACCACUGAGUUCCCAUAUCGCACCAACCACAUCCUUGAGUGCGAGUUCUACCUGCUGGAGAGUCUGGACUGCUGCCUCAUCGUCUAUCAGCCCUAUAGGCCACUGGUGCAGUACAUGCAAGAUCUGGGGGGGGAGGGGGAGGUGCUGCAGCUGGCCUGGCGCAUUGUCAAUGACAGCCUCAGGACGGAUGUGUGUCUACUCUUCCCGCCUUAUGAGAUUGCCCUCGCCUGCAUCCACAUGGCAUGCGUGGUGCACCAGAAGGACUGCAAGCAAUGGUUUGCUGAGCUCAACACCGAUCUGGACCGCAUCAUGGAGAUAACACGCUAUAUCCUCAACCUGUACGAGCUGUGGAAGACCUAUGAUGAGCGCAAGGAAGUCCAGGCGCUGCUGCAGAAGAUGCCCAAGCCUACCACACAGCCGGUGCCCCGGUGAUCGGAGCCCAGCCUCUACAGGAUGUGUGAGGGGCCAGCAGGGGCUGCAGGGAUGGCUGCUGGGGGGGUGGUGGGGGGGCUGCAAGCAGCCAUGUGUGACACUCAGCCCCAGACACAGCAGCAGUGCUUCCUGGCUGCUGCUGCUGCUGCUGCCGCUGCUGCUGCAGCUAUGUCAGAGCAAGAAGGGAAUUAAAGAGGGAGGGAGGGAAGGGAAGAGUGCAAGGAAUUGUUGUGACAUGGGUCAGUGAAGAGAGAACAAAGGAAAUGUUAUGUGCCAGUUAUUGUGUUCAGAUUGUAGAGACAGAGCAGGGCAGUGUAGUGAUGUGAUGGACAGAGUGGCACACUGCAGGUCAGGGAGGUACAGAGUCUGAUGGCUGGAAGAUGUACAUAAGUCAGGGCUGGAAGGCAGGUCCUCAGUUGUGAUGGAGGAAGGUACAUGUGCUUGCUAGGUAACCUGCCAGAAUUAUGCCAAGACAGGGUAGGAAUAAAUAACAGAAAAGAUCUUGCUUCAUGAAGCAUUGAGCCAGUAGGGCUGAAUACAAGGAAAAUUUGGUGCCUCAUUCAUGUGGCGAGUCAGGAAAAGACAAUACCUCUGCACCACACUGGUGUCUUAGGGUGCCUCAAGGGACCUCAGGGCUGCUGCUGCUGCUGCUUGUGGGUACAGCACAGGCCAGCCAGCCAAUUAGUGUUAGUGGCUGGUUUCCUAUGAACCUGAAAGCAGAACAAGCCACCUGCAUUCCUUUAUGUGUCUCCACUUCCCGUCAUUCUAUUCACUAACUUUCCUGGUGAAAGGUGCACACCAGCAGUGAAGGAAUUUUUGCAGAUUUUGUAGUGGUGUAAGUUUUUUUUUUAACCUGUAAAGUAUUUAGUACAUAUAUACAAUUAAGUUUUUGAGCCACAUUAUGGCCUUCAAUUUUGUUUGUAUAUAUAUAUAUAUAUAUAUAUAUAUAUAUAUAUAUAUAUAUAUAUAUAUAUAUAUAUAUAUAUAUAUAUAUAUAUAUAUAUAUAUAUGACUUGUUACUAACAGUAACAAAGAAUAUUUUGGCAGGUCAGGAGUGAAUGUUUUCAUACACAUACCUGUUUUGGGCUUGGAGUUAUUAUAGACUGAAUACUUUUGUAGAAACCGAGACAUACUUAGGGGAUUUGGUAUUUCGAUGUCCAUGUCAACAUACAUAUAAUGUCAAAGCAAUAAAGUGAAAUUGAAAGCUACAGUAUUGGAGGGAUAAAGAUUUUGGUUAUAAAUGUUGCAGAAUUGGCUACACAGGGCGGGCUGCUGUGUUUCCCAAAAAAUCAUCAUAAAAAAAUGUUACUUUCUCCUGUGAAAUUACUUAUCAAAUCUAUAAUCAGUAAGGCAUAAAAAAUAGGAAACAAGACUUCAGAGUAAUCGGAAAGGAUAACUGAAAGUUGUAAAAUUCAUAGUAAGUUCUAUUCUUUGAGAACUGCAGGUGUAGUAGCCAUAGCCUUGAGAUGUGGAAUAGUGCCAGAUGCACAUCCAUUUUCUUAACCCUAGAUCAUUAAACUUGUUUCCCAGUUACACUAUCACUAAACUUGGGUUUCUCACACCCAUUUUGGAAAAUUGAAAAACCAUACCAAAUACACAGAUUUAUUAAAGUAAACAUUAACACACUUAAUUUUCAGUAUAUAACUAAUACCUAGACCUAUUAUUUAUUACUUUUUCCCUUAAUUACAUUUUUUCAAUUAAUUAAAAAAAAUUAAGUAUGAAAUUUUUUUUUUAAAUGACAAUUUAGAAAAAUAUUCAUAAAAAAAAAAAAACUAAACUGCUGAUUUCCUUCUUUUGUAGUUUUCUCCCAGAUGGAUUAGCUCUACUCUGAGACUAAUCCAACUAAACUAGGGUGUUAGAAACCCAAUCUGUAAAUAAAACGGGAGCAGUAAACUCGGGUGUAAGGCACCUGAAUGGUAAUUUAUGGAAAAAAACUGGUGCACGCAGCGGAGAAACGUGACUCACCUUUGUCUGAGUUUGUGAAACACUGAAGGUACUGAAAAGUACAUGGCAGUUGUCACAUGGGAACAUUACUUGAUCAGCAUGACUUCACUAGCCCCAGGUGUCUCACACCCGAGAUUAGUUCUCUAGGGUUAAAUGUACAAUUCUUGUUUAUUUAUAGAUAUUUGUAAUGUAAAGAAGUACUUAUGUAUUACACACCCUAUAGAGUUGUAGAAAGUGCAUGUAAAAGUGAAAAUAAAAGCUUUAAAAAAUAUAAAAUUCCA